AUGGCAGCGGUUCACGGAAACCCCUCAGCCAGAGAAGAGGAGAAUUUUACCCACAAGCGCGUGCACCCCCAACUCGCCCACCACAGACACUUACCCCGGGAGCCUCUGCCUCCCGCUCUCCUCAGCGGCGACAGGGAAAGAGAGGUGGCUAAAGCUCUGCCGGGCCUGGAGAGUUCUGUUUCGGGCGAGCUUCACAGAGCCUUUGGCAGGGGACGACUGGCAGGCACAGAGGUGGACACUCCCGUCCUGUUCUCUGGGGCACAGAAUGGGACUUGGAGAUCAAGUUCCGGAGAAGGAUAUAUCUGUAUGGCUGUCCUGAUGGCAUUUCAAAUUCAUUAUGCAGCCAGAGGAUGGCAGGGCGCUGCUGAAAGUCUGUGGGGAGCCGGGGCUGAAGUUCCCAAGGCACGAUUCCAUGCUGAGAAGGAGCCGGGAGGCCCUUCGCUCUGCCGGCUCAGGAUGGACAGACCUCCGCUGCCCGAGAGCAACGUAACCUCAGAUGAUGGCCAGCCAGAGGUUGUUAGAGAAGCAUCGAGACGGCUUUCAAGAGAACAGAUCUCUAUUCUGAUAUCAGCAGCUUCCAUUAAUUUAGGAUCAAUGAUGUGCUACUCAAUACUGGGACCAUUUUUCCCUAAUGAGGCUGAAAAAAAAGAUGUCAGCAAUACAGUCAUUGGAAUGAUCUUUGGAUGCUUUGCUUUGUUCAACUUGCUCUCAUCCUUGUUAUUUGGGAAAUAUCUUGUACAGAUUGGAGCUAAGUUCAUGUUUGUGGCAGGAAUGUUUGUCUCAGGAGGAGCUACAGUUCUCUUUGGUAUGUUGGAUCGAGCUCCCGAUGGACCAAUAUUUAUUACUAUGUGUUUUCUUGUGAGAGUGGUGGACGCGAUAAGCUUUGCUGCAGCAAUAACUGCAUCAUUUUCUCUUCUUGCAAAAGCUUUUCCAAAUAACGUAGCUACAGUAAUGGGAAGUCUUGAAAUUUUUUCUGGCCUUGGCCUAGUUUUAGGACCUCCACUAGGUGGUUUCUUAUACCAAACCUUUGGCUAUGAGGUGCCAUUUAUUUUUCUUGGAUGCCUAGUUCUACUGAUGGUACCACUCAACAUGUGUAUUUUACCUAAUUAUGAUGCUUCUCCUAGUGAACACUCUUUCUGGAAACUUGUUACUCUACCGAAGGUUGUUCUUAUAUCAUUUGUCAUCAUUUCGUUGAGUGGAGGUUUUGGAUUCUUGGAUCCUACUCUGUCUCUCUUUGUAUUGAAUAAAUUUAAUUUGUCAGCAGGAUAUGUGGGGCUCGUAUUUCUGGGGCUGGCAUUAUCAUAUUCCAUUUCUUCACCCCUUUUUGGACUGCUAAGUGACAAAGUACCAUAUCUAAGGAAAUGGCUUCUGGUUUCUGGAAACAUAAUAACAGCAGUAUGCUAUAUGCUUUUAGGACCUGUUCCAAUCUUACAUAUCAAGAGUCAGCUGUGGCUAUUAGUCCUAGUACUGGUUGUGAAUGGUGUCUCUGCUGGCAUGAGUAUAAUACCAACUUUCCCAGAGGUACUCAGUUGUGCAUAUGAAAAUGGAUUUGAAGAAGGAUUGAGUACAUUGGGACUUGUGUCUGGGCUUUUUGGUGCAAUGUGGUCACUUGGAGCAUUCAUAGGACCAACACUAGGUGGAUUUUUAUAUGAAAAAAUUGGUUUUGAAUGGGCUGCAGCUAUACAAGGACUCUGGGCUCUAAUCACUGGAUUGGCAAUGGGACUAUUUUAUAUUCAGGAGCACUGGCGAAGAAAGAGAUAUGAACUGCAAAAUACCCUCAGCACUGAAGAAGAAAGAGAAGAAAGAACAUCCCUGUUGCCCCAUAGGAUAUAGCCUUACAUACUUCAUAUUGAUAUUGAUAGCCUGAAGCUAAAGUCUAGUUACUUUUAGAAAUCAGAAAUUCUUUUUUUUUUUCUGAAACAAGGGCUCACAAGCACAACCCAGGGCCUCCAAACCUACCUUCUGACUGUGUUGACACUACCUUUUGAAUGAUCCAGAGCAAAGCUUCAAGUGCCCUGAUAAGUUUACUAACCUUGAUAUAUUUCAUGCACAUUGUACAUAACAAAUGAUGGAAAGUUUUUGUAUCUGUUUUUAACUGAAUGUCAAAGCUCCAUGCUUUUUGCCCUGAGCUGUUGAAUGUAUUCAUGUUUUUUACCACAGUGUAUGUUUAAUCAUAAGUGCAAUCAUUUUGUAAAUGCACCUUUAUAAAGGGUUUGGGGAGGGAAUAACUUAACUUUAUCUCUAGAUAAGUCAGACAAAAUGGAUAACCUCAGUAAACUUAAUGUUAACUCAAAACUGUGAAAAAUGAAUUUGAAAUUAAUAAUUAACUUGAAAUAUUGUGUUGAACUCAUUUAUCUACCUAUUUCAGAAUGAAAAAUUCCUUCAUAUUGGGAUGUAAAUCUAAAAGAUCCCUUCUUUCUUUAAUAAAAAAGAAAAGAAAAGAAUAACAUGUACUUUGGAAAGGCACCUGAAUAACAUAACUUAAAUUUGUCUUUUUAUAACAGUUUCUCCAAUUCCAAUUAUGGACUUGUGUGUGUAUACAAUACGAUUAUCCCAGCUCAGCAACUUCAGAUUCCAUUUCCUCAUCUAUAAAAUGGAGAGACCUUCUGUAUUUUUGUUAAAAUAAUAGGUUUGAAAACUCCUUUAAAUUAAAAACCCU
Molecule: messenger RNA, 2659 nt
Organism: Gracilinanus agilis (Agile Gracile Mouse Opossum)
Lineage: Eukaryota; Metazoa; Chordata; Mammalia; Didelphimorphia; Didelphidae
Gene: SLC18B1
Product: solute carrier family 18 member B1
Exons: 18
Coding region: 1-1833 (610 amino acids)
Biological process (GO): transmembrane transport
Molecular function (GO): transmembrane transporter activity
Source: RefSeq, a predicted model, not a curated record